UAAUUUCCCAGAAUUCCUGCAGCGUUAAGCUGUAGAAUUGUUAAUCUAUUCUUGAAUGAAAACUAGUUGAAGUAAUAGUAACUGGAAGUUGUUCAGAAUAGGAGUAUAAAAAAUUUCAUUUCUUAGCUCGUAUCAUGCUUAAAGAUCUUCUAAGCUAUUACCACAAUUAGAACACCUUUAAUACAACAAUUUCCUACCCGUUUGAACCCUGAUCUGCAUUAUUUUGACCCUAAAAGCUCCUGCGCACUUUGUCCCAAGUCACCAUCAUCAAGUUGCUUUUGUGUACUGGUGUUCCUACAUUUUUUCCAUGCCAAACUAAAUGCGAGUGACUUAAGCCUCAAGAUCCUCUUUGUACUACCAAAAUUGUUUUUGUAUUUUGCUGACUUGGUGUGCAUCAUACUGUUGUCUUUUUUUUUUUUUGCUCGAAGGGAUGUUGCUCUGUCUAAAUGUGCACGUCUGCUCCUGGUGCUUGGUUAAGGAUUUAUUUAUUUAGAAGAGCAAUAUUAAGCUCAAUUAUGUAAUAAAUAGCCCUUAAGAUACCUUUUUUUAGUAAGGCCCCUUAAAAGGUACUUAUAGAAAAAUAGCCCAUUAAUCUGUAUGAUAUAACUUAUUUGAGCCAAAGUUACAGCCAGUUCAAUUUAGAAUUCUAAAUGAGAGGAAAACAAAAUUGAAGAGGAAAAAAGAAAGAAAUAAAGGGACUUGAAAAUUAAAUCCUGUUUGGCCUUAUCAACCUUACAUAAUAAUUCUUUCAUCUGGCUUGCUAUAACCAUGUUGAACAGGUGUGACUUUGGUGAGUAUUAUUGCCUCAAAAUAAAAGAUUCCCUCUGUUUCAUUUUUUUGUGUAUUAGUUUGAAUGGGUACAAAGUUUAAGAAACGUAAGGAAGACUUUUGAAUGUUGUGGUUUUAAACUAAAGAUGUGUGUAAUGUACCUAGAUGCCUUGAAUCGUGUGGUCUUAAAUAUGUCAUGUGGAAUGUUUGAUUUAGGGAGUUACUAAACACAGGAAGAGGCAUUCGUUUUGAGUGUCCCUCUCUUCAUGGGAUUUCUUCUUCAUAAGUUCUCCAAUUUUCACUAAAUGAUGUAAUCACUAACAAUGUCAAUUUAUUGCAGAAAAGUUGUGACAGCAUAUAGCGAUCACAUGAAAGCCCUUGCGCAGGAACUUCUGGGUUUAGUCUCUGAGAGUCUAGGCUUGACAUGUCAGUCCAUGGAAAAUGUUGUUGGCGACUUCUACCAAAACAUCACUAUUAGUUACUAUCCACCCUGCCCUCAACCGGAGCUUACUCUUGGUCUGCAAUCACAUUCUGACAUGGGUAUCAUUACUCUUCUCAUCCAAGAUGAUGUAGGGGGUCUUGAGGUUUUCAACAAUGGAGAAUGGGUUACCGUAAAUCCAAUGUCAGAUGCUAUUUGUGUCAUCUUAGCGGACCAAACUGAGAUCAUAUCUAACGGUGGGUAUAGAAGUGCUCAACAUCGGGCAGUGACGAAUGCUAGAAAAGCCCGGCUUUCAGUUGCCACUAUUCACGACCCUGCAAAGACGAGGCAAAUUUCUCCAUCUCCAGCCUUCCACCCGCCUAAAUAUCGCCCGGUGAUUUACGGUGACUAUGUCUCAUCAUGGUACACAAAAGGGCCCGAGGGAAAGCGGAACCUUGAUGCACUUCUAUGUUAAUUGCCAACUCAAUUAGUCUGUUUUGUGCGCAUUCAUUCAAUAUAGGAAGAACGAUCAGAUUUGUAUUACUUUGACCAAACAUUUAUGGUUCCAGCAGAUUUUAAAGAAUAAUAGGGAGCUGUUGAUCAGAAGGGCUAUCGAUUAUCAUAAUCCUCCACAAGCUAUAAGCAUAUUGGUGCAGAAAAAAGAUCUGUACCAUGUAAUUAUUCCUGUGUUAAAUUAGCUGAACGUUGUUUUAGUGUUUUUUAUUCCAUAUCUUAGUAAAGAUAACUGUAAAAUUGUCAGUGGAACAUUCCUCCCACAAAAUGUGAAUAAGAUGUUACCAAAAUAGCUUUCACUUAA
Messenger RNA from Nicotiana tabacum (common tobacco), 2003 nucleotides. The record is from RefSeq and is a predicted model, not a curated record. Lineage: Eukaryota; Viridiplantae; Streptophyta; Magnoliopsida; Solanales; Solanaceae.